AUGACCCAGAUACAGAACUUGUUGUAUGAUUCUUUGAUAAAGACACAACAUGUGGAGAGUGCCGCCCUUAUCAAGUUAAAAGAAGGGGUGGCCUUCACCUCACCUCCACGAUUUCACUUACAGCCUCAACACAUCCGGGUGAUCAUUGACGCCUUCAAGAACACGGCAGCCCUAAGAAGAGAAGGGCUUAACUUCCGAGAGAAGAAUUACAAUUGUGUCCGUGCUGAUAAGAGUUCUAUCUAUUCGAAAUGUGAUGAUGAAGGGGUUGUCAUGGUAAAAACAAAAUCCAACAUUCUGCUUGCUGUGUACCGGGAAGGAAUGUAUCCCAGCGUGUGUGUAGAAGCCACUGAGAAGUUAGGUUCCUAUUUCCGGGAGAAAGGAAUAUGA
This is a messenger RNA of Staurois parvus, 387 nucleotides long. The record is from the annotation of a GenBank genome assembly. NCBI's taxonomy places the organism in Eukaryota, Metazoa, Chordata, Amphibia, Anura, Ranidae.